Molecule: messenger RNA, 1656 nt
Organism: Heterocephalus glaber (naked mole-rat)
Lineage: Eukaryota; Metazoa; Chordata; Mammalia; Rodentia; Bathyergidae
Gene: Phb1
Product: prohibitin 1
Biological process (GO): mitochondrion organization
Cellular component (GO): membrane; mitochondrion
Source: RefSeq, a predicted model, not a curated record
CCCGUGUCUGGGCGUCUGAGAAGUUCUCCUUUGCUUGCUUAUACUCAGUUUGGGCCUGUGGGCUGCGUGCAUGGGUCUGCCUUUGGGGGAGAGAAAAGGAGCUGAGCCCAGGACGAGCCAGGGGUUGCGCAGGGGUGUGAGUGGGGCCAGCAGAAGGAAACAUGGCUGCAAAAGUGUUUGAGUCCAUCGGCAAAUUUGGCCUGGCCUUAGCUGUUGCAGGAGGCGUGGUGAACUCUGCCUUAUAUAACGUGGAUGCUGGGCACAGAGCUGUCAUCUUUGACCGGUUCCGUGGAGUACAGGACAUCGUGGUAGGAGAAGGGACUCACUUUCUCAUCCCUUGGGUACAGAAACCAAUUAUCUUUGACUGCCGCUCCCGACCCCGUAAUGUGCCAGUCAUCACCGGCAGCAAAGAUUUGCAGAACGUCAACAUCACCCUGCGCAUCCUCUUCCGGCCUGUCGCCAGCCAGCUCCCUCGCAUCUUCACCAGCAUUGGGGAGGACUACGACGAACGUGUGCUGCCAUCCAUCACCACGGAGAUCCUCAAGUCCGUGGUGGCUCGCUUCGAUGCCGGGGAGCUGAUCACCCAGAGAGAGCUGGUCUCCAGGCAGGUGAGCGAUGACCUCACCGAGCGAGCGGCGACCUUUGGGCUCAUCCUGGAUGACGUGUCCUUGACACAUCUGACCUUCGGGAAAGAGUUCACAGAAGCUGUGGAAGCCAAACAGGUGGCCCAGCAGGAAGCAGAGAGGGCCAGAUUCGUAGUGGAGAAGGCUGAGCAGCAGAAGAAGGCAGCCAUCAUCUCCGCCGAGGGCGACUCCAAGGCGGCUGAGCUGAUCGCUAACUCGCUGGCCACCUCGGGCGACGGCCUGAUCGAGCUGCGCAAGCUGGAGGCCGCCGAGGACAUCGCCUACCAGCUGUCUCGCUCUCGAAACAUCACCUACCUGCCGGCCGGGCAGUCGGUGCUCCUGCAGCUGCCCCAGUGAGCCGGGCCAGAGGCGCCUUCCUUCCGCCCCACCCCCAAAAUGAAUCACUGUGACACUUCAUGAUUGACCCGAAGUGACGGAAAUAAAGCUAAAAUCACUUUAGCCUGAUGAUUAUCCAAGGAAGGUCUUUUGUUCCUCCCGUAUCCACCUUUGUAUCCACCUCCCUACCAGAAACUGCCAAGUGCCUGUGCAGAGCGGCUCAGGGCUUGUGGGUGCCCCAGCCUGGGGCCCGGCAGCUGGCAGAAGGGCAGGGCGAUGGUGACCAGCGGGGUCGCUCUCCUGGCCUCCAUCCUGUCAGUGAAGAUUCCAGGACAGUGGCCGAGAGGGUGGGCAAUUCCUGCACAGCCAAGGAAUCUGCCCCUUUUGAGGUGGGUGGGCCUGGCUCUGCUGUCCCCCAAGGUCCUAAAACCAGGAUGGACUUGGAUAGGGAGCCAAGAGGAGACCUGGCCCCAGGUGCGUCCUGCUGGAGUCUUCCGGCUCCAAUGCCCGGUGGAAUUCCAGCUUGAAGGAUCACAUCCUGCCGGCCGCUGGGCCAGCCAAAGACGCGCAUCCCACGUUCCUGCUCCUCACUAGACCGCCCUUCCCCAGGGCUGCGCCUGGGCCCCAGAGGAAUCAAUCAUGGGAAGAAAAUAAAUCUGUGUAAACCGCUGUCAAUAAACGACACCCAGACCUUCCA